CGCACGCUCCAAGACGACAGGCGCAUCAGCUCUUUCUCUUCACCCCACGCGUUGUUUUUUUCCACCAGAGGACCUCAGGAUAUCUUGAAACUUGACGUCUUUUACUGGAUUUUCCUCACAUUUUUCUCAUUCUCGGGGAUUGCUGGGAAGAAGACGGAGGUUGUCGAGCCUGGGACUUUGGAGAGGCACUGUGUAGUGUACACACUCUCUAUAUACGUUGUCAUCUCCACGUAGCAAUGAUGAUGGAUGAAGAAAUCAUUGAGGACCGGGCAAAGCUGAAGCAGGGCGUGGUCAAAGUCCUCCAGUGUGUGGCCACCAUCUCCUCUGCAGCGGCCGUGGUCAACCCCAUCUUCGGUGUGGCUGGUUCCCUCAUCCGAGUGGUGCUGCACCACAUCGACGACGAGGACAUCCGCACCCUCAAGCGGGAGUUUGGUUCCGUCCACCGGGCGCUGGAGCAACUGUCCCAGCAGAACCGCAACACACUGAUCCAAAUCAAGAAGGAGACCCUGGAUGGCCAGUACUGUCAAGUGGAGGAGAACCUGAAGAACCAGUUCAGGAAGUUUAUGGGAAUGGUGGAGGCGGGACCGGAGCACCGCGAGCGCAAAAAGGACGACUUUGAGGAGAGCUACGCCAAUGACUUGGGCGACCAGAACCUGCACACGCUGUACGACGGUGUGGUGGGAAAGCCGAAGCUCUUCAGCAAGCCAAUCCUGGAGGUGUACCUGGAGCAUUCGCAGGGUGACCGCCGCACCAUGGAGCGCCUCUGCACACGCCUCACCUACUUGUUUUGCAUUGGCCUCAUUGCACUCAUGGGCUACGCUGCCAUCAUUGGUGAUGAUGAGGAGGGUCUGAGCGAGGAGUGGGCUGAGAAAAUGGAGCAUGUGCAGGAGAAGAUGCAGGAGGCUCUUUGCAGGUGCAAGUGAAGAAUCUCAGCAGAGAAAUGUCACCAGUUCAUUCACUUGAAGGAACACAACUAAACUUAAAUGAGACUUAUCCAGCGAGAUGGAUCUUUUUUCCCACAUUUCAACAAGGGUAAUCUUAAUAUUUUUAAGACAUCAUUUAUAAUAUAAGUAGUACAGUGGUACCUUGAUUCUCGACCACAGUCCGUUCCAGACAGGCGUUCGAAAAGCAAAUUGUUCGAAAUCUGAAUCAAUUUUUCCCAUUACGAUGAGUGGAAAAAGAAACAAUGCGUUCCAAGCCUUAAAAUAGGCUUUUGUAGGAGUGAAUGUAGAGUGUCUGCUGCAGGUGCGCUGUUCCUCUAUGUGUGUGGCCGCUGCAUGUGGGAGGGGUUGCCGAGUGAGUGACAUCUCUCCAGAAGUGAAGAGGUGUCCGGUGCGUGUCCAGCUCUGAAUGUGCGCUUCUGUGCAGUUUGGCUGUGACAAAGUCAUAAACCAAGUAACGCUCUGUCCCAGACUCGCCUCAUUCCUGUCCCAGCUCCAGCCCACAACAGGACAUCAAACCUGGAGUGAGCGCUCCAGCCUCAGAAGUGUGGAGAGCGAGCACCUCCCCUGUGACACUCUACCACGGUCCAGUGUGGAGACAGGAAAGGUUUUACACCUCAAUAUGCAGAAAAAACAGUCAGUAAAUGUAGCUAACGGGACACGUCUGCAUACAGAGGCUGCGUCAUACACAAUAACAAAGCGCGUCGUGGGUCAGCAGAUCGGUCCGUGCACGUUGUUUUUUUCCGGCUUUUUUCGGGGGCGUUCGAGUUCUGGAUUUUUGUUCGAACUCCGAGUUGUUGAAACUCAGGGGCGUUUGAAAACCGAGGUACCACCGCAUUCGAAAGACGUAAUUUAUUAUAUAAGUAGUACUUAAAAUACUUAAAAGCAAAUACUAAUGCCUAAAGGCCAGGUAGUGAGUCAGUGAUUUCAAUGACAUCACUGAUCAUUUAGAAGUUUUUUGUUGUCGUUCUCAAGUGAAUGAAUUACUUCUACUGCUGGGUUUUAUCAUGUCCAGGACUCUCGUCCACAUACUGGCUGUCACUUCUUUCUUGUGCUUUCUAAAUAUUAUGAGGAUUAUGUGCAAUGACAUAUAUUAAUCACUACAAAUCUAUAGGUGUCUUCCCAUCAUUUAAUAGAUAACACUAUUGUAACUUAUUUUAUUUUCUUUGUAAACAUUAAACGUAAACAAGCGAUCCUAAAUGCAUAACCAAAUAAAGAGAUGCCAGGAUGUAAGUGCAGUGACAUCUCUUCCCUGAACAAGUAAAAAGUAUGUUGUUAAAUAAAUAUUGUUGACCUAAUUUGACCUUUCUGAUCACAUGAUGAAAUUACUGGCUUCAUUUGGAAUUACUUUCCCACUGCCUUAUCUGCUUCAUUUUAAUAUUUAGCUUUAGUGAAAAAAUGUCACUGUUUUCAUCAUACACUACGUUUAUUUUAUAUAUUUUUGUAAUGGAGAGCCUCUCAGCUGACCAACAGUGCCUGAACGCACCAUUGUUUUUGUAUUCUUGUUUGAAGGGUGUAAUAUUAUUUUGUAUCUGUAAGGCAUUUGACUGUAUGUUGCAGUCACUAUUUACCUUGGGAUGGUGAAUUUGCGUUAAAGUCUUUUUUUUUAAUUUGUAUUGUCUAGAGGUUUCUGUGUAAUACUCCAAUCUCUAAAAAUACAACUGUGCUGUCAGUCUUUAUCAACUUAAGACAACACAAGUCUUAGGAUACUGUUUCACAUGCCCAACUCAUGAAGACAUUAUCAUCAAGUGAACAUACUUGGCUAGAUGGAGAAUAUAUCGGAAACCUCCCAUAUAUGAAUAUGUUUUUGAUCUGUCUGUCAUGUCUGCACCGCUUCAAAUAAAUGUGAGUAAAAUA
Messenger RNA from Synchiropus splendidus (mandarinfish), 2798 nucleotides. Its product is annotated as protein rapunzel-like. Bases 237 to 923 code for a protein of 228 amino acids. NCBI's taxonomy places the organism in Eukaryota, Metazoa, Chordata, Actinopteri, Syngnathiformes, Callionymidae. The record is from RefSeq and is a predicted model, not a curated record. The transcript is spliced from 3 exons.